AACCAAAUAUUAAUUGAACAUGCACAAAAUGAAGUUACUUAGAAAAAAUGCCACAAAUAAAUAGUGAUAAAAUUCGAGAAGAGAAACGUUCGCGUCAACAAAAAUGAAACUAGGCGAAUACUCAUUUUACAUAUUAGUCACUACAAUUCUAAUCAUAAUAAGAAUCAAUAAAAACGUGGAAGCAAGCGGAAAAAACACACAUGGACAACGAAAGGGACGUGAUAAUUUACGACCACCAUUAUCUGGACGAAGAAAUGGAACAUUGAGUGAUCUCUCCGGUGAAAGUGGUCCACGAAUCCACAUAACUGUCAAUGCAAGUGGAUCGAGUUCACAUCAUCAUGGUAAUUAUCCACCAGUAUUAACUGGACGAAGAAACGGAACAUUGAGUGAUCUCUCCGGUGAAAGUGGUCCACGAAUCCACAUAACUGUCAAUGCAAGUGGAUCGAGUUCACAUCAUCAUGGUAAUUAUCCACCAGUAUUAACUGGACGAAGAAACGGAACAUUGAGUGAUCUCUCCGGUGAAAGUGGUCCACGAAUCCACAUAACUGUCAAUGCAAGUGGAUCGAGUUCACAUCAUCAUGGUAAUUAUCCACCAGUAUUAACUGGACGAAGAAACGGAACAUUGAGUGAUCUCUCCGGUGAAAGUGGUCCACGAAUCCACAUAACUGUCAAUGCAAGUGGAUCGAGUUCACAUCAUCAUGGUAAUUAUCCACCAGUAUUAACUGGACGAAGAAACGGAACAUUGAGUGAUCUCUCCGGUGAAAGUGGUCCACGAAUCCACAUAACUGUCAAUGCAAGUGGAUCGAGUUCACAUCAUCAUGGUAAUUAUCCACCAGUAUUAACUGGACGAAGAAACGGAACAUUGAGUGAUCUCUCCGGUGAAAGUGGUCCACGAAUCCACAUAACUGUCAAUGCAAGUGGAUCGAGUUCACAUCAUCAUGGUAAUUAUCCACCAGUAUUAACUGGACGAAGAAACGGAACAUUGAGUGAUCUCUCCGGUGAAAGUGGUCCACGAAUCCACAUAACUGUCAAUGCAAGUGGAUCGAGUUCACAUCAUCAUGGUAAUUAUCCACCAGUAUUAACUGGACGAAGAAACGGAACAUUGAGUGAUCUCUCCGGUGAAAGUGGUCCACGAAUCCACAUAACUGUCAAUGCAAGUGGAUCGAGUUCACAUCAUCAUGGUAAUUAUCCACCAGUAUUAACUGGACGAAGAAACGGAACAUUGAGUGAUCUCUCCGGUGAAAGUGGUCCACGAAUCCACAUAACUGUCAAUGCAAGUGGAUCGAGUUCACAUCAUCAUGGUAAUUAUCCACCAGUAUUAACUGGACGAAGAAACGGAACAUUGAGUGAUCUCUCCGGUGAAAGUGGUCCACGAAUCCACAUAACUGUCAAUGCAAGUGGAUCGAGUUCACAUCAUCAUGGUAAUUAUCCACCAGUAUUAACUGGACGAAGAAACGGAACAUUGAGUGAUCUCUCCGGUGAAAGUGGUCCACGAAUCUACAUAACUGUCAAUGCAAGUGGAUCGAGUUCACAUCAUCAUGGUAAUUAUCCACCAGUAUUAACUGGACGAAGAAACGGAACAUUGAGUGAUCUCUCCGGUGAAAGUGGUCCACGAAUCCACAUAACUGUCAAUGCAAGUGGAUCGAGUUCACAUCAUCAUGGUAAUUAUCCACCAGUAUUAACUGGACGAAGAAACGGAACAUUGAGUGAUCUCUCCGGUGAAAGUGGUCCACGAAUCCACAUAACUGUCAAUGCAAGUGGAUCGAGUUCACAUCAUCAUGGUAAUUAUCCACCAGUAUUAACUGGACGAAGAAACGGAACAUUGAGUGAUCUCUCCGGUGAAAGUGGUCCACGAAUCUACAUAACUGUCAAUGCAAGUGGAUCGAGUUCACAUCAUCAUGGUAAUUAUCCACCAGUAUUAACUGGACGAAGAAACGGAACAUUGAGUGAUCUCUCCGGUGAAAGUGGUCCACGAAUCCACAUAACUGUCAAUGCAAGUGGAUCGAGUUCACAUCAUCAUGGUAAUUAUCCACCAUUAUUAACUGGACAAAGAUAUGGAUCAUUGAGUGAUCACUCCGGUGGAAAUGGUCGCUGUAUUUACAUAACUGUGAAUGCAGGCGGAUCGAGUUUCUAUCAACAUCAAAAUUUUCCACCACGAUUAUCUAGACAAAGAUAUGGAUCAAUGAGUGGACACUCAAGUGGCAAUGGUCGCUGCAUUUACAUAACUGUCAAUGCAGGUGGAUCGAGUUCAUAUCAACAUCAAAAUUUUCCACCACGAUUAUCUGGAAGAAGAUACGGAUCAUUGAGUGGCCAUUCCGGUGACAAUGAUCCACCUAUCUACAUAACUGUGAAUUCAGGUCGAUCGAGUUCAUAUCAAAACCAAGAUUUUCCAUCACGAUUAUCUGGAAAAAGAUACGGAUCGUUGAGUGGUCUCUCAAGUGAAAAUCAUCUACGUAACCACAUAACUGUGAAUGCAAGUGGACAGAAUUCAUAUCACAAAACAUAUGGAAAGCACGGUAAAUUUCCACCAACAUUCUCUGGACGAAAGUAUGGAUCAUUGAGUGGUCUCUCCGGUGAAAGUGGUCCACGAAUCCACAUAACUGUCAAUGCAAGUGGAUCGAGUUCACAUCAUCAUGGUAAUUAUCCACCAGUAUUAACUGGACGAAGAAACGGAACAUUGAGUGAUCUCUCCGGUGAAAGUGGUCCACGAAUCCACAUAACUGUCAAUGCAAGUGGAUCGAGUUCACAUCAUCAUGGUAAUUAUCCACCAGUAUUAACUGGACGAAGAAACGGAUCACUGAGUGAUCUAUUCGGUGGCAAUGGUCCUUCUAUCGACUUUACCUUCAAUUCAGAUGGACAGAAUUCAACCAAUCAUGUUCGGGGACAAGGAGUUACUUCACCACCACGAUUAUCAAGACGUAAAUACAUGAAAGGUCGAUCAAUUGAGUACAUGUUUGAGACAGUAGAGGGAGAAGUAAUGAAUGCAACUCACAGUACUAGCGGAGAAGACAGUUCGUCCAAAAAUAAUAGAAAUGAUUAUUAUAAUAAGAGAUUAUCAAACAAGGCAGGUGGUAAACGCUAUGAAGAUAUUUUCUCCUCUCGUGAUUAUUCAAUUUUUGAUGAUAUUGAUUCAGAAAAAACUACAUUUCAGUAUGGUGGUAAAAUCACAAAAUAUGGUAAACGUAGUCGAACGGAUUCCGACAGUAUACCGACUAUUGGAAGUUCGGAUCGAUAUGCUAGUUCAUAUAUUAAAGAUAACUUUAAAAUUGAAGCUAAAUCAAAGAAAAAGAAUGCAAAAGAUCACGUCUAUGGAACUUACAAAUCUAAUAAAAAACGUGGGGGAAGAAAAACUAAUAAAGAAACAAUAUCGAAAGAAUCGCGAAACAAAACCGAAAGAACAUCUUCUUAAGCCGAAAACUGGAAAUUGGAUGUGCAGUUACAAAUGCAGUAAAUCACCAGAUGUGAUAAAUAUGUUUUAUUCCACAUAGAAUCAAAUUUAUUUAUGCAUAAAAUAAUGUCAAACACUAUUUUGAUAAUUGUUAAACAACAUAUGUAUCAGAAAAUAAUGCAAGUAAU
Molecule: messenger RNA, 3576 nt
Organism: Schistosoma haematobium
Lineage: Eukaryota; Metazoa; Platyhelminthes; Trematoda; Strigeidida; Schistosomatidae
Exons: 2
Coding region: 104-3409 (1101 amino acids)
Source: RefSeq, a predicted model, not a curated record